GUUGCCAAAAAAAUAUUACACCAAUCGAAAUCUUUGUCUAUUUAUUUAUUCCCGAUGGAAUUAUGAUAAACUAAUUGAACAAAGAAAAAGCAAAUCUAUUCUCGCGAGAGAUUGAACCAAAAACUCAUCUCGAGUUUCGAAAAAAUGUCGUUAGGGCAAAAGGGUUCGGGGGAUCCAGGUGCGAUGCUCACUUCCCUUCUGAACAAGCGAGAGAAGCUUCGACAAGACUUACGGAGCAUCGAGAAGCAGGUAUAUGAAUUGGAGACAAGCUAUCUUCAAGAAUCGAGCCAUAUAGGAAAUGCCUUGAAGGGUUUCGAAGGCUUCCUUUCUUCCUCCAAAAGCACUGCCAGUGCUAAGAGAUCAAGGAAGUUUCAGCCUGAAGACAGAGUCUUCUCUUUGUCCUCAGUCACCUCACCUGCUGCUGAAGAACUUGGUGUUGGGAGAGAAGAUGGACGAGCUGAAUUGGGCCCUGGGAGAUCCAAGGGUGGAUUGUCAACGGGACAGGGAAAACCGAAGAAAGGGAGAGGACACGGAGUGGCAAGAGAUGCAAAGAGAAACAGACCAUCAGAACCAGAUUAUGACGACGAAGAUGAUCCGGAUGCGAGUAUGUAUGUGCCCGGUUCACUCAUCUAAGGCAUUUUCUGUUUUUGUGGUGCCUGAAAGCAUUAAGAAACAAAUCAGCUUGUAACGUUUUUAUUUUACAUCCCAGAACAUAACCAAAGUAAAUCUAGGAACUAUUGGGGCAGAUUUAUAACGUCAAUUAAUAUAUAAGAUGUUUUGUGGAAUA
Molecule: messenger RNA, 787 nt
Organism: Brassica napus (rape)
Lineage: Eukaryota; Viridiplantae; Streptophyta; Magnoliopsida; Brassicales; Brassicaceae
Product: chromatin modification-related protein MEAF6
Exons: 6
Coding region: 145-633 (162 amino acids)
Cellular component (GO): histone acetyltransferase complex
Source: RefSeq, a predicted model, not a curated record